Molecule: messenger RNA, 1270 nt
Organism: Grammomys surdaster
Lineage: Eukaryota; Metazoa; Chordata; Mammalia; Rodentia; Muridae
Gene: Stub1
Product: STIP1 homology and U-box containing protein 1
Exons: 7
Coding region: 104-1018 (304 amino acids)
Biological process (GO): protein quality control for misfolded or incompletely synthesized proteins; cellular response to misfolded protein; positive regulation of proteolysis
Cellular component (GO): cytoplasm; Z disc
Molecular function (GO): ubiquitin protein ligase activity; protein-folding chaperone binding
Source: RefSeq, a predicted model, not a curated record
GGAAGUUCCGGUGGCGGAUCGCCGACCGGGCGGAGCUGAUCGCUGCGCGGGCUGCGAGAUCUAGGUGGCCGGGCGCGGAGCCCAAGCCGUGCCGCGCGGCGCCAUGAAGGGCAAGGAGGAAAAGGAGGGCGGCGCGCGGCUGGGCACUGGUGGCGGCGGCAGCCCUGAUAAGAGCCCGAGUGCGCAGGAGCUCAAGGAGCAGGGGAACCGGCUCUUCGUGGGCCGCAAAUACCCGGAGGCGGCGGCCUGCUACGGCCGCGCCAUCACCCGGAACCCACUUGUGGCAGUGUACUACACCAACCGGGCCCUGUGCUAUCUGAAGAUGCAGCAGCCUGAACAGGCACUUGCUGACUGCCGGCGAGCCCUGGAGCUGGAUGGGCAGUCCGUGAAGGCGCACUUCUUCCUGGGGCAAUGCCAGCUGGAGAUGGAGAGUUAUGACGAGGCUAUUGCCAAUCUGCAGCGAGCCUAUAGUUUGGCCAAGGAGCAGCGACUCAACUUUGGGGAUGAUAUUCCUAGUGCCCUUCGCAUUGCUAAGAAGAAGCGCUGGAACAGUAUUGAGGAACGGCGCAUCCACCAGGAGAGUGAGCUGCAUUCGUAUCUCACCAGGCUCAUUGCUGCUGAGCGAGAGAGGGAACUGGAAGAGUGUCAGCGGAACCACGAGGGCGAUGAGGAUGAUGGCCACAUCCGGGCCCAGCAGGCCUGCAUUGAGGCCAAGCACGAUAAAUACAUGGCAGACAUGGAUGAGCUCUUCUCGCAGGUGGACGAGAAAAGAAAGAAGCGAGAUAUCCCUGACUACUUGUGUGGCAAGAUCAGCUUUGAGCUGAUGCGGGAACCCUGCAUUACACCCAGUGGUAUCACCUAUGACCGCAAGGACAUUGAGGAGCACCUGCAGCGUGUGGGCCACUUUGACCCCGUGACCCGGAGCCCUCUGACCCAGGAACAGCUCAUCCCCAACUUGGCCAUGAAGGAAGUCAUUGAUGCUUUCAUCUCUGAGAACGGCUGGGUAGAGGACUACUGAGGCCCCGUGCCCUGCCUGGCGCCCUGGCCCAGAAGGAUCUGGAGACGGAAGCUCCAGCCUCUGUAUAUAGUUUGUGUCCUGGGCCUGUCCCCAUCGGUCCUGCUGAUGGGUUCUGAACUGCUCCCCUUCUCAGCAUACCCCUUGCUGGGCCAUGAGCCUCCCUUGUCCCCUUUCUGGGCUGGAGAGCGGGUGAGGGUGGGCUGAGGUUGCUGCUGCUGCCACUGUCCUGUAAUAAAGUCUGUGAGCACUAUA